Xiphophorus couchianus (Monterrey platyfish) is the source of this 2023-nucleotide messenger RNA. It is a transcript of the gene upp1, whose product is annotated as uridine phosphorylase 1. Lineage: Eukaryota; Metazoa; Chordata; Actinopteri; Cyprinodontiformes; Poeciliidae. The record is from RefSeq and is a predicted model, not a curated record. The transcript is spliced from 8 exons. Gene Ontology annotation, molecular function: uridine phosphorylase activity. The coding region runs from base 208 to 1146 and encodes 312 amino acids. Gene Ontology annotation, cellular component: cytoplasm; cytosol. Gene Ontology annotation, biological process: nucleotide catabolic process; uridine catabolic process.
UAAUCACCAGUAUUUCAUGUCAACUGCGGCGGCGUCAGAUGUUCCGAGAGAAAUUAAUUUCUAAAUAUCGGAGGAAACAGCUGUGAAGAUAAGCCGUUCAAGGUGCAAUACCUAUUAGUUGAUUAUUUGGGACUUGUCAUCGUCCAACCGUUCAGUUAGUUCACCCUGAAGCUGAACAUUACUGUAUGAACUCAGCUUUUUUCCCCCAUGGACAUGGAUAAGAAGGAAAAGCAAAACGAGAAGUGCAGCAGUCCUGUUUAUGUGCACAACCCACAUCUGGAUGCUCUGAAAGAUGACAUCCUCUAUCACUUCAGUCUAGGAACUGGAAGUCAUAACCUACCAGCCAUGUUUGGUGAUGUCAAAUUUGUGUGUGUCGGAGGGAGUCCAUGGAGGAUGAAGUCAUUCACUGAGUUUAUUGCAGCUGAGCUCGCAAUGGAAGACCCCAAAUCUGGGUAUCCCAACAUCUGCGCUGGGACAGAUCGUUACGCCAUGUACAAAGUUGGCCCUGUUCUCUCUGUCAGUCAUGGUAUGGGCAUUCCAUCUAUUGCGAUAAUGUUGCACGAACUCAUAAAGCUCCUUCAUCAUGCCCAUUGUACUGAUGUUACAAUCAUACGCAUAGGAACAUCAGGAGGAAUAGGACUUGAGCCUGGCACGGUUGUUGUUACCAGUCAGUCAGUGGAUGCCACAUUCCUGCCUAAGUUUGAGCAGGUGAUCCUGGGAAAGACGGUGGUGCGCAGCACUGAUCUGGACCAAAGCCUGGCCCAGGAGCUGUUGCAGUGCAGCAAAGGGCUUAACCAGUUUGAGACAGUCAUCGGUAACACCAUGUGCACGCUGGAUUUUUAUGAAGGUCAAGCCCGCCUGGAUGGCGCCUUCUGCUCCUACACAGAGGCAGAAAAACAGGAAUACCUCCUAAAGGCCAAAGAGGCGGGAGUCUGCAACAUUGAGAUGGAAUCAUCCGUUUUUGCUGCUAUGUGCAAACUGAGUGGUCUGCAAGCGGCUGUUGUCUGUGUCACACUGUUGGAUCGGCUGAAAGGAGAUCAGCUAAGCAGCUCUCAUGAAGUUCUUAACAAUUAUCAGCUUCGUCCUCAAAUACUGGUUGGCUCUUACAUUAAGAAGCAGCUAAAGGCCAAAGCGGAGAACAGAUGAAUGUUAAGAGUGAACAUUUUGUCUGAGUAUCAUAUAGGUUAUAAAUGACCAAGCACUGAAAAUGAUCCACAACAGUAGAUUUAAGCUGCUGUUGUAGUUGAUAUGUCUUCACAUAAAUCAGUUUUUCAAGGGGCAAUAUUAUGUAUUUUCCACUAUGUGCCAUUUUAUAUCACCAGCAACCCUUAGUUAUAAAUUUUGUAUAUGUCAAGCAUGGCUUAAAAGAAAUAUGACUUUGCAAAUUAACACCUUGAAAUUGUCUCUUUUAAGAGAAGUUUCUACUCUCUCCGGCAUUCUGCCGUCAGCACGUCAUGACAACAACUUCUCCCCAUUAAGGCUUUAAUGACAUUUUUACUAGCGUUUCACUCAAUAGUAGUUUUUCUGAUGAACUCAGCGUCUUCCAGAGACCCGACAUUUAGGCAACCCCAAAUGGCUGCCGUUCGAGGAUUUCUCAAACAUGUAUGAAAGAAUCAAACCAACACUUAUGGUUUAUUUUUGAUGAUAUCAUUAUGGCAUGAGAUAAAGCUCAAAGUCAAUUUAUACAUAAUACAGCCCCUUUUAAAUUAUGCCUUGUAUUCAUACAUUGUUGGUGGUUUAGGAAUAAGGGACAAACAUGCACUCUUUUACUUUUUACCCUUUGUCUUACGUUUGAAUUUAAUUUAACUGAACAUUUGAAUGGAUUUAGAAUUUUAAUUAUCUUUGAUUUAAGGCACUUUUGUAUAUUUAAGUUCCUGAUCCUUAAAACUUAAACUCCACCUGUGCUAUAACAUAAUAUCUUUUAAUGGUUUUACCUAAAUACUCCUUCCUUAAGUGUCAAAGUCCUGAUACAGAUAUCAAAUAUUUUGUCUCAUUUCAUGUUGUUUCAUUUAAAUGAAACAAA